CACUUCCGGUGAUGGUGGUUCUUAACUGACAGCCGGGUGCUAAGAGAGAAGCUACUUUCAAAAGGCUUUUAACGUCUUUCCCAUUCACAACCUCGGUGCAUUUGACGGAAACUGUAAGCAGGGAGCCUGGUCUUCACAGUGGGGUAACUGUGGCUUUGUUGAAUUAAGUUAAAGUCAGCUGAGCGGAGCCCUGCCAUUCACGAGUAAGGCUCUUCGUGGCCACUGGUAAGCUAACGAAGAGGAGGGUGGGGACUAAACUUGCAAGACCUCGCCCCAGUCGUUGUUUCACUCUCUUGCUCACAGACAGCUAAUCUCCUGUCGGCGUGAGAGACCUCUCACGGCUUAAUUAGACAACCAGUCAAGGGGAGACCGACACAGCUGUGUCCACUGAAGGGUAAAAACCAGCAACCAUGUUCAGGAAGACCUUGAAGAAGGACCCCGAGCUGUUCCAGAACGUGUCGGAGGGGCUGCGGAAGCUUUACCGAACCAAACUGUUCCCGCUGGAGGACACGUAUCGGUUCCACGACUUCCACUCCCCGGCGCUAGAAGAUGCCGACUUCGACAACAAGCCAAUGGUGCUGCUGGUUGGGCAGUACUCCACCGGUAAGACCACCUUCAUCCGGCACCUCAUGGAGCAGGACUUCCCCGGUAUGCGCAUUGGCCCCGAGCCCACCACGGACUCUUUCAUCGCGGUGAUGCACGGCGAGCAGGAAGGGGUGAUCCCGGGUAAUGCCCUGGUGGUGGACCCCAAGAAGCCCUUCCGUAAACUCAACGCUUUUGGAAACGCCUUUCUCAACAGAUUCAUGUGUGCCCAGAUGCCCAAUCCCGUUCUGGAAAGCAUCAGCAUCAUUGAUACUCCUGGAAUCCUGUCUGGAGAAAAACAGAGGAUAAGCAGAGGUUACGACUUUGCAGCGGUGCUCGAGUGGUUCGCUGAGCGCGUGGACCGCAUCAUCUUGCUGUUCGACGCCCACAAGCUGGACAUCUCUGACGAGUUCUCCGAGGUGAUCCGAGCCCUCAAGAACCACGAGGACAAGAUGCGCGUGGUGCUGAACAAGGCGGAUCAGAUCAGCACUCAGCAGCUGAUGAGGGUCUACGGAGCGCUGAUGUGGUCACUGGGAAAAAUUAUCAACACACCUGAGGUGGUCCGUGUGUACAUCGGGUCAUUCUGGGCUCAGCCGCUGCUGGUUCCUGAUAACAGGAAGCUGUUUGAGGCCGAGGAGCAGGACCUGUUCUUGGACAUCCAGUCUUUGCCACGCAACGCUGCUCUGCGUAAACUGAAUGAUCUCAUCAAAAGGGCACGUCUUGCUAAGGUGCAGGCCUACAUCAUCAGCUCCCUGAAAAAGGAGAUGCCCAGCAUGUUCGGAAAAGACUCCAAGAAGAAGGAGCUGAUCGCCAAUCUGGGAGAAAUCUACCAGAAAAUCGAGAAGGAGCACCAGAUCUCACCUGGAGACUUCCCCAACCUUGCAAAGAUGCAGGAGCUGCUGAACGGCCAGGACUUCACCAAGUUUGCGUCGCUGAAGCCCAAACUGCUCGAGUCCGUGGAGGACAUGCUGGCCAACGACAUCGCCCGCCUCAUGGCAAUGGUGCGCCAGGAGGAGUCUGCUAUGCCGAGCCAGACCGUCAAGGGUGGAGCGUUUGAGGGAACCAUGACCGGUCCGUUCGGCCACGGUUACGGUGAGGGUGCCAGCGAAGGCAUCGACGAGCUGGAGUGGGUGGUGGGGCGCGACAAGCCUACGUACGAUGAGAUCUUCUACACCCUCUCUCCCAUCAACGGCAAAGUGUCCGGUGCAGCUGCCAAGAAGGAGAUGCUGAAGUCCAAGCUGCCCAACACGGUUCUGGGAAAGAUCUGGAAGCUGGCCGAUGUGGAUAAAGAUGGCUUCCUCGACGAUGAGGAGUUUGCCCUGGCCAAUCACUUGAUCAAGGUGAAGCUGGAGGGUCACGAGCUGCCGGCUGCGCUGCCCGAGCACCUCGUGCCUCCGUCCAAACGCGCAGGGACUUCGCUGCAAGAUUAAGGAGGUGGGCCGCGUCAACACUCAUGUUCAGGACUCUCAGUGCCAAACGUUCAACCACGAGCAUGAACAGCUUCGUCCUCCAUCAUGCUGCGAGUCCCCCAGGCUUCCUGACGCACCGGGACGAGGCGGCGUUUCACCAGAGAGAGACUGGAGUGUUUCUGGAGGGAGGAGGGGGGAGGGAGAUAUUCAGAUUUAUAUUUCGGGAGGUGAUGAAAGGACAGAAUGGGUUUAUGGAGUCAAGGGCCUGAAUGUGGAUUCAUGAAUCCUGUGUAAACAUGUCUAAUAAGUAUACAGUCCUAUUAUAGUAAGUUGAUCCAAAGAUAUAUAGUUUUGUUUUUCCAUUUGGAGAGAGAGAAAGAGGAAAUGAAUUGAAACAGCUGUUAGAAUUACUUUAUAUUUUUGUAUUUCCUGACUGUUAAACUUUUACUCUUUCCAAAUGCUUCCCCUUUUGUUAUUUUGCCAGAUGAAUGACAAGGAGUUCUGUACUGUGAGACUUGUGCUUCCUGAAGACACACUGAUUUACGGCGUGUUAGAAGAAAGCCUUAUUCAAAGCCUUUAAAGCUAAGAGAUAUUAAAAAAAUAAAUAUUUGCUGAAAAAAACUUGAA
Xiphophorus maculatus (southern platyfish) is the source of this 2618-nucleotide messenger RNA. RefSeq names its product EH domain-containing protein 1-like (gene ehd1a). The record is from RefSeq and is a predicted model, not a curated record. The coding region runs from base 411 to 2012 and encodes 533 amino acids. The transcript is spliced from 6 exons. Gene Ontology annotation, biological process: endosomal transport; endocytosis. Lineage: Eukaryota; Metazoa; Chordata; Actinopteri; Cyprinodontiformes; Poeciliidae. Gene Ontology annotation, cellular component: cytoplasm; plasma membrane. Gene Ontology annotation, molecular function: calcium ion binding; GTP binding; protein binding.